Ilyonectria robusta is the source of this 819-nucleotide messenger RNA. RefSeq lists its product as uncharacterized. Lineage: Eukaryota; Fungi; Ascomycota; Sordariomycetes; Hypocreales; Nectriaceae. Bases 1 to 819 code for a protein of 272 amino acids. The record is from RefSeq and is a predicted model, not a curated record. Gene Ontology annotation, biological process: transmembrane transport; nucleobase transport. Gene Ontology annotation, cellular component: plasma membrane. Gene Ontology annotation, molecular function: nucleobase transmembrane transporter activity. The transcript has 2 exons.
AUGCUCUCCUUGCAGGAAGCACGGACACCUUUCCAGUCCCGCGCCACCUUUCUCAACUUCGUUCGAUCGCCAGAGGCUCCUCAAGGUCACGACACUGUUGGAGAGCGAGGCUCACGAUGGACAAAUCGCGACCUUGAGCCAAAGCGACCGGAAGAACGAACAUGGACUUGGUAUAAUUUGCCCCUCUACUGGCUUUCUACAGCAUUUGGCAUCACAGGAUGGAAUGUCGCUGCAUCGCUGAUUGCGAUUGGCCUGGUACAUAUGUCUCCGAUCUCGUAUUCGAUUCCGUUACUAACAUGGGCACAUUGGAAAGACAUGGCAACAGGCGUUCAUCUCGUGCGUCCUGGGGUCGUUUAUCAGUGCCGUCGUGGUCGUAGGAAUGGCGCGUGCCGGGGCUCGAUAUCACAUUGGCUACCCUGUCUUGGUUCGCUCAUCUAUGGGCAUGUAUGGGUCUUUCUUUUCAUUUUUAUUCGUGCCAUCAUUGGCACCAUUGCCUUCGAUAUCCAGACCUUUUACGGUGCCAACCUACUGUCGACGUGUCUACGCUGCAUAUUCGGCUCUCACUGGGAGAAUCUGGCUAAUACGCUGCCGGAAUCGGCGCAUGUAUCGUCCAAAACGCUACUGUGCUUCUUUCUGGGGAUACACCUUUUACCUGGGAAUACAUGGCUAAGGGCCAGAGAGAUGGAUUCUUUGAUGAUGAAGUUUCGGGCGACUCAGUUACUGACGGCAUCGAGGCAACUCAGCAGAUUCAGAUUGUGCAAGAGUCAGCUGACAAGAAGGUUUAAAUUGCCAUUAAAUGUAUCGUGGUUAUACAAAUAG